Insectozyma verbasci is the source of this 1419-nucleotide messenger RNA. The record is from the annotation of a GenBank genome assembly. Lineage: Eukaryota; Fungi; Ascomycota; Pichiomycetes; Serinales; Debaryomycetaceae.
AUGCAUUUAUUUUCAUCAUUAACUCAGGGCUGGGUGUUAACUAUUAUAUCAUCAUUAAUUUGUGUACUAGGUACUUUUAUAGUGACUUUUGAUAACUUAUACGAUCUUAUAUUUCCAAAAUCAAUAACUACAAAAUAUAAAUUUAAAUUGAAGGAAAACUAUCAAUUUUUGAAUGGAUCGUUGGCAUUUUCAUCAGGUUGUUUAAUAUUUACAAGUUUAUAUAGAUUAUUACCUGAAUCAAUGAAAUAUUUAAAAUAUAUGGAGUCAGAAAUGGGUAAGAAAUUUUUACAAUAUUAUUUAAUGAUUAGUUAUAUUGGAGGUAUUAUAUUGUGCAUGUUAUUAAAUAUAUUACUUCAUUAUAUGACAGCUGAAUCAGUAGUACAUUGUAAUCAUAGUGGAGGAGAGCAUAAUCACAAUCACAAUCACAAUCACAAUCUCAAUUUUGACCAUGAUGAUGAAGAGAGUCAUAAUCAUGAAGAACAUGAAAAUGUUACUUCAAAUAUAAAGAAUAUCAACGUUGUAAAUUCAAAUAGAUCUACCAAUUUAGAAGUACAGAUACCAGAGAAUGAUCAAGAUGAAAAUAGUCCACUCGUUACUAAACAAGUCAAACCAAAGAAAUCAAUAUUACAAUUUUUAUUAAAUCAUAAUCAAGAAAAUAAUGAUGAUAAUGGUGAAUGUAAAGGAUAUACCAGUGCUGAAUUAUGUCUAUAUCAUCAUAAUAAUAAUGAUAAUGCAAAUGAAUUACAUUUUUGUGAAAUACCGACGUUGACUGAAGAGCAAAAUAAUGAAACUGAAGAACGUCAUCAUCAUCAUCAUCAUCAAGAUACUUUAAAAAGUGUAAAUUCUAUAAAUUCUCAUCAUCAUGUUCAUCAUGAUGAUGAACAAGCAUCACAUCAUCAUCAUCAUGUAAAUUCACCGCUAUCUAGAUUAUUAUUGAUCGGAAUACAAACUACACUUGCAAUAACUUUACAUAAAUUACCUGAAGGUUUUAUUACAUACAUUACAAGUGAAACUAAUCCAAAUUUAGGAAUAUCCAUUUUCAUCAGUCUAAUAUUGCAUAAUUUUACAGAAGGGUUUUCAAUGUGUCUUCCAUUGUAUUAUUCAAUGUCGAAGACUAUUAAAUAUGCCAAAUUUAAAGCAAUUUUGAUUAGUUCUUUACUUGGUGGUCUUUCACAACCAUUAGGUGCCAUACUAGGUUAUUUUUUCCUUAAAUAUAAUAAUAACAAACAAUACUAUGAUUUAAAUAAAUUAAAUUUCAUAUUUGGAUUAACCUUAAGUAUUACAAGUGGGUUUUUAACUGUUGUUAGUUUAUCAAUGUAUGGAAAUGCAGUUUCAUUUGGUGGUAAUACCAGUUUUGUUAUGAUAUGGUGUUUAAUUGGAAUUUGUUUGAUUGGAUUAUCAUCAAUAUUUAGUUCAUAA